AUGUAUUUUCACACAAUUUGCAUAUUAAGCUUAAUGGCUAUGGUGUUAGCCGCGGACCAACCGAUCGCCAUCGUCAGACAGAACCAAGACAUCAGCCCGGAUGGUAGUUUUCACUCGAAAUGGGAAAGCGCUAAUGGCAUCAUUUUCGAGGAGGAGGGUGUCCUGAAGAAUCGCGGGCAGAAAGAUGCGGAAGCCGAGGAAGUUCGUGGAUCAGCCUCGUGGACGGCUCCAGAUGGAACAAGGAUCAACAUUGACUGGUUGGCCAACGAAAAUGGCGCCACUUUUCAAGGGGCGCAUCUGCCAACUCCACCAUCCACGCAACCGGUGCCAGUCCUCAUUCAACGCGCUCUUGACUGGAUAGCUGCUAAUCCAGAAAAGAAUAGAUUGUAG
Messenger RNA from Apis laboriosa (Himalayan honeybee), 390 nucleotides. Its product is annotated as endocuticle structural glycoprotein SgAbd-8-like. Gene Ontology annotation, cellular component: chitin-based extracellular matrix. The record is from RefSeq and is a predicted model, not a curated record. The transcript has a single exon. Gene Ontology annotation, molecular function: structural constituent of chitin-based larval cuticle. Bases 1 to 390 code for a protein of 129 amino acids. NCBI's taxonomy places the organism in Eukaryota, Metazoa, Arthropoda, Insecta, Hymenoptera, Apidae.